Molecule: messenger RNA, 993 nt
Organism: Ectocarpus siliculosus
Lineage: Eukaryota; Phaeophyceae; Ectocarpales; Ectocarpaceae
Source: the annotation of a GenBank genome assembly
AUGGACGCGGCCUUGCUGUUUGUUGAUAUCAGUGGCUAUACAGCGUCGAUGGAAAUGUUCGCUCAACAGGGCGCUCAAGGCAUUGAGAAGUUUUGGAAAAUGUUCAACGCAUACUUCUGCGACCUCUUGGAUAUCAUUCAGGGUACCGGCGGAGAUAUAGAUUGUUUCGCCGGGGAUGCCAUCCUCAUUGUGUACGAGACAGAGAGGAUAUGGAAACGCACAGGCGAGAGCGUUCGGAAGUGCAUCAACACCCUUGAUGGCACCCAGCCCACAAAGCUUUGCUUGGCGACCAUGGCCGCCGCGCAGUGCGGCGGCAGGCUCCUGAACAAACUUAGUCCCUACAACUUCUCGGACGGUGUUAACGAAUCCACUCUAACACUACACGGGUCCAUCGGAGUUGGGAGUUUGCGCACGGUCAACAUCGGGGGUACCACGGCUCAGGCGGGGAGUUCGUUUGCGACGUUUGUGUGCGGAGGCGUCUUCGAACAGCUGGCGAUCGCGCACGACCUGUCAAGAAAGAACGAAGUCUGCCUUAGUGGCGAGGCAUCAACCUCAGCGGCGGAGGAAGCUAAGCCUCCUGGAGUCUUGCAAGGGCUCAACCCUGCCAAGGCUACGAUGCCUAGCUUGUACACCAGUGUUUCAAAGGACACUAACGUGUGCACGAGACUGAAUAUGACCGCCCCUGAGUACGACGGGCUGACAGAAGACCUAAAGAGUUUCAUCCCAAGCUCGGUUCUUGACAAAAUGGAGAGCGUUCGAGGGGACGCGGCGAGCGGGAUCGCCUUGGGAGAGCUCCGACAGGGCACGGUUGGGUUCGUGAAAUUCGAUAUCAAGGACAUCAACAGCAGCGCUUGCGCCAAUCCGGAAGACGGUAUCAAGGAAGUGGCUCAGGUGGCGAUGAUGGGCUUUCGAGAAGUCCUGAUUGCCGGAGGCUACGUGAACAAGGUACACCGGGUGACGCAAGAGGAUCGACCGCGGGAAGAACAAGGAUGA